CACACACAGUGGACAAACACGUACACACAUGCACACAGCCUCACUGGACAGAUACACAGACACACACACACACACACACAGAGGACAGACAGGCAUACACAUCCUUACUGGACAGAUAGACAAACACACACACACACACAGAGGACAGACAGGCCCACACAUCCUCACUGGACAGACACACACACUGGACAAACACGCACACACAUGCACGCAGCCUCACUGGACAGAUAGCCAAACCCACACACACACUGCACAGACACGCACCCACAUGCACGCAGCCUCACUGGACAGAUAGACACACACACACACGCUGGACAGAUAGGCACCCACGUACAAACCCUCACUGGACAGACACUAACACACACAUACACACACACACACACUCUUUCUCCCCAGUGUAAGAAAGGGGCAGGGAAUGUCUCUACCAACUCGGUUAGAUUGUCCUGUCUCAAGCUCUUAGGAGAGUGCUCUGCCCACAGGGAGCGCUCAGUCAAGGUGAUUGAUUGAUUGAUUGGCAGGUACAGAGGCACGCACAGAGACAAAACACACACACGGAGCGUGGAGUCGAGGCGGCCGUGGGUUUUGCUUCGGCCCCUGUCGGUGGGCGUGCAGGUGUAAAAGCACAUCUGUUCCUGUGCUGACUUUGUGUUGUAACUAGAUUACCACCGUCGCCGCCUUCAUCUUUCUGCAGUUGUUUUCUUCAACUAAGAAGAAAGAGGGACAAAAUACAAACAGCAGCUUUGUUGUCUCUGGAUAUAGCAAGCAAUAUGUUCUGCACUAAACUGAAAGAUCUGAAAAUCACUGGAGAGUGCCCUUUCUCCCUACUGACACAGAGUCAGGUUUCUGAAGAGCGGGAAGAGGAAUGUGCGGAAGGGUCGGAUAUUUGUAGUGCAGCGUUGCCCAUUUGCAGGGAAGUUCAUGAGAAGAAGGUCCAGGGAAAUCUUCCUCAAAGAAAAACCAGUAGAAGUCGAGUGUACUUGCACACUUUAGCAGAGAGCAUUUGCAAACUGAUCUUCCCUGAGUUUGAAAGGUUGUUUCUUGCACUUCAGAGGACACUGGCAAGGCAUAAAAUUAAAGAAAACAGAAAGUCUUUGGAAAAAGAAGAUUUCGAAAAAAUACUUACAGAUCAAGCAAGUGCUGCAGGUGUUCCAGUGGAUAUUCUCAAAGCAUCUCUCGGUGAAGAACUCUUCAAGAUCUGUUAUGAAGAAGAUGAACACAUCUUAGGUGUUGUUGGAGGAACCCUUAAGGAUUUCCUAAACAGCUUCAGCACCCUCCUGAAGCAGAGUGGUCACUGCCAAGAGGCAGAGAAAAGGGGCCGUGUUGAAGAAGCUUCGAUACUAUGUCUGGAGAAGGAUCAAGACUUCCUCAAUGUUUACUAUUUUUUUCCCAAAAAAAUAACGACUCUGAUUUUCCCUGGCAUCAUUAAAGCAGCAGCUCACACAUUAUAUGAAACUGAGGUGGAAGUGAAACUUCUGCCUCCCUGCUACCACAGUGACUGCAGUGAAUUUGUUAACCAGCCCUAUUUGUUAUACUCUGUUCAAGUCAAAAGCACAAAACCUUCUCUCUCCCCUUGUAAGCCCCAGUCCUCCCUGGUGAUCCCUGCAUCUCUCUUCUGUAAGACAUUUCCAUUCCAUUUCAUGUUCGACAAGGAUAUGGCUGUUUUGCAAUUUGGCAAUGGCAUACGGAGGCUGUUAAAUAGGAGAGAUUUCCAAGGAAAGCCAAAUUUUGAAGAAUACUUUGAAAUUCUAACGCCUAAAAUUAACUACUCAUUUAGUGGAAUUAUGACUAUGUUGAACAUGCAGUUUGUCAUAAGGGUGAGGAGAUGGGACAACUCUGUGAAGAAAUCUUCAAGGGUCAUGGAUCUCAAAGGCCAAAUGAUCUACAUCAUUGAAUCCGGCACCAUCUUGUUCUUAGGGUCACCCUGUGUUGAUAGAUUGGACGAUUUCACCGGCCGAGGUCUCUACCUUUCAGAUAUUCCGAUUCAUAAUGCACUGAGGGAUGUGGUCCUGAUAGGAGAACAGGCCAGAGCUCAAGAUGGACUAAAGAAGAGGUUAGGAAAACUUAAAGCCACCCUAGAGCAGGCCCACCAAGCACUCGAAGAGGAAAAGAAGAAGACGGUAGAUCUUUUGUGCUCUAUAUUUCCUGGCGAGGUUGCUCAGCAGCUCUGGCAGGGACAAGUUGUGCAAGCCAAGAAAUUUAAUAAUGUCACAAUGCUUUUCUCUGACAUUGUAGGAUUCACUGCAAUCUGUUCCCAGUGCUCACCUAUGCAGGUUAUCACCAUGCUUAAUGAACUGUAUACUCUGUUUGAUUACCAGUGUGGAGAGUUGGAUGUCUACAAGGUGGAGACGAUUGGAGAUGCGUAUUGUGUAGCUGGAGGUUUGCAUAAAGAAAGUGAGACUCAUGCUGUUCAAAUAGCCCUUAUGGCUCUGAAGAUGAUGGAGCUGUCAGACGAAGUGAUGUCUCCCCAUGGAGAACCUAUCAAGAUGCGAAUUGGCCUGCAUUCUGGUUCUGUCUUUGCUGGAGUUGUUGGAGUGAAAAUGCCUCGUUAUUGUCUCUUUGGAAACAAUGUAACCCUGGCUAACAAAUUUGAGUCGUGCAGUGUGCCACGGAAAAUUAAUGUCAGUCCAACAACAUACAGGUUACUGAAAGAAUACCCUGGUUUCGUGUUUACUCCCCGUUCGAGAGAGGACCUACCACCAAACUUCCCCAGUGAAAUCCCUGGAAUUUGUCACUUUCUGGAUGCUUACCAUCAAGAAACAAAUUCAAAGGCCUGGUUCCAAAAGGGAGAUAUCGAAGAUGGCAAUGCUAACUUUCUGGGCAAGGCAUCGGGAAUAGACUAAGUUGUGGGUCCAUCCUCUGGCGAAGCCAUGUUUUAGAUAUGUUGAUUUUUUUAAUAUCUAAUGAGAUUGAGUGAAGCCUAUGAAAGCACUUUAGAAUUACAGAAACCUGAAAAGCAGUAUUAAAGUUUCAGGAGCUAACACAUGCUGCUUUUGAAUUCCACUUUGCAUGUCAGAGUAUAUUCUAACAUUUCACCUCUAUUGUUCUAAAAUGAUGCAUCCUAAAAGGUACUUUUUUGUAGCAGUUGGUGUUACACAAAAAUCACUUCAGAUUUACCCGUUAUAAUUAUAAACAUCUUGUACAUUUAUCAAAUUUUUAGUGUGCUGUACAAAGUGAUAAAGUCACCUGAAGUGUUGUGCACUGAGUGUCAGUGUCAGUCGUUACUGAAAUGUAGUUUUCAUUGUGCUGCACCCCCAAAAAGAAAUCACCAUAAAUUAUGGCCCUUACUCGUGUAACUCUACCAUUUGUAAUAUGCACCUUUUCACUAUACCUACCAGGAUAUAUACCAAAGUAGGCAAAUGUAUUGCUUUGCAAAGAUUUUUUUUUUUCAUUUUUCAGGAAGUAAAUAGUUAUUGGUCAGAUAUUAUGUACUCACAAGCUAAGUCAUUGUAAUCAACCAAAACUAUUUUAGUUCAUAAGUUUUAAGAAGUUACUCUCCUGAUAUUAUGUAUUAUAGAAAUAAAUGUUUUAUCCUGUUUGACAUUUA
Messenger RNA from Ornithorhynchus anatinus (platypus), 3544 nucleotides. It is a transcript of the gene GUCY1A1, whose product is annotated as guanylate cyclase 1 soluble subunit alpha 1. The record is from RefSeq and is a predicted model, not a curated record. Gene Ontology annotation, molecular function: guanylate cyclase activity; heme binding. NCBI's taxonomy places the organism in Eukaryota, Metazoa, Chordata, Mammalia, Monotremata, Ornithorhynchidae. Gene Ontology annotation, cellular component: guanylate cyclase complex, soluble. The coding region runs from base 768 to 2840 and encodes 690 amino acids. The transcript is spliced from 9 exons. Gene Ontology annotation, biological process: cGMP biosynthetic process; response to oxygen levels.